Haliotis rufescens (red abalone) is the source of this 3739-nucleotide messenger RNA. RefSeq names its product tripartite motif-containing protein 2-like. Gene Ontology annotation, molecular function: protein binding; zinc ion binding. The transcript has 3 exons. The record is from RefSeq and is a predicted model, not a curated record. Lineage: Eukaryota; Metazoa; Mollusca; Gastropoda; Lepetellida; Haliotidae. The coding region runs from base 25 to 2097 and encodes 690 amino acids.
CUGUGGACUGAGGCCAACUGCAAGAUGGCGACCUCUCAGAAACUCACUGAACAUUACUUAACCUGUGUCAUAUGCUCUGAUGUCUUCACUAAUCCCUGUACACUUGUGUGUAACCACACCUUCUGUCGGAAAUGUGUCGUCAACUACACCAAGACCAGACCAGAAGCCAUCAGUGCCAAGUCCCUCCUCUGUCCAUUCUGCAACAAGAUGACGAAAGUGUCCGCCCCUGAGAGACCAGUGGAGGAGUGGGCGGAUGACGUCAAACCUUGCUUUGUCAUCCAGGGACUCUUGGACUCAUUUGGUCCAGGAUCUAAAGAUACAACCAACUGCAGCUAUUGUAAAGUGGAAGGGGAGACAACUCCUGCCUCUGUUUGGUGCUAUGUGUGUGAUGAUGCACUGUGUGGAAGAUGUGUCAAAGUUCACAGUCUCAUCCCAGCUACUCGUCAUCAUGACGUCACUGACCUUUCUGGGGAGGUCAAGGUCAAACGAAGACGAACGGUCAUGUGUAAAGAACACACGGAUGAAAGCAUCAAGUUGUUGUGUAAAGAUUGCAAGAAAGCAGUUUGUCAAACCUGUUGUACAAUCUACCACAGGAAAUGUGAGUCUGUUGUCAGCUUGGGAGUGGAGAUACGGGCAAUGAAAGCAGUACUGACGCGGGCGACGGGCAAUCUGUCACGGAGAAAAGACGAAAUCAGCAAAGAGAUUGAGACAAAGAAGUCAAAGCUGGAGGACGAAACUUGUCGAUUUAAACAAAUGGAAUCAGAUAUUAACUCAGCAAAGGUCAAAGCGAUAGAACGGAUUAAACUCCGGGAAAAGGAUCUUCUUGAUCAACUGAAAGAGAUGUCAGACAAACACCUUGGACAACUGAAGGCAGAUAUUAAGUCAGGUGAUAUGUCAGUACAGAUGUACCAACAACAGGCUGAGCUGAUUGACCAGGCUCUACAAUCGGAGUGUGACAUGGAUGUGUAUGAGAUGUAUCAGGGGUGUGAGGCGGGUGAUGUGGAAGCUGUCGGAGACUCAGACCUGAAGGAGAGAGAGAGAAUAGCUAUGGUCAGACAGUACACGGACAAGCUAAGUAAAUCUCUGGACGAUCUACAGCUGGGUGAGAUAGACGUCCUGUAUGAGGGUGUGCUGGACCUGAAAACUACUCCUGUGUCACAGGGCACCACUAACGCGCUGGACCUGAAAAUGACUCCUGUGCUACAAGACACCAUUAACUUGCGGGAAAUGAAGGCUGCUCUUCCUCAGCCAAAAGACAUAGUAGGGCUUCGGGGCCAGAGAGUUACUCCUGUUUUACAAGGCACCCUUAACGUCACAAGUGAAAGGGGCAAAUGUAAGGCAGAGCCGUGGGAUGUGGUAGCGAUUGUGGUUAAUGGUAUUGACACGGUUGUAGUCACAGAUAAGUCUAACCACAGUGUGGAUUCCUUCUACACCUGGAACAAUCAACAAGGUCACAGUGAGCUCCUGCUUGGUGGAUCUCCCUAUGGUAUUACGAAGUUGACACACAACCAGGUGGCUGUCACUGUUCAAGAUGCCCAUCAGAUUGUAACAGUACAAGUCAACCCUGACCUGGUGCUGCUAUCAACCAUCAAAACCAACAAAAGGUACUGGGGCAUAACGUCCCUGACACCAUCAACACUAGCAGCUAGUUCCCAGUCUCCCUGUAUUGAUAUCCUGGAUAUGGCGGGAAAUGUCCUGAGGUCAAUCUGUCCACUCCAAGAGGGUCACGACAUCUUAAAGCGUCCCGACUUCCUCUGUACCACGAGGACAGGAAACAUCCUGGUGUCUGACAAUGGAUCCAAAUGUGUCAUGUGUUUGACUCACGAGGGAGAUGUGGUGUUCAAGUACAGCCCUACAGGAUACACAGGACUGGCGUGUCCCUAUGGUAUCACUAGUACCAGCAAAGGCGACAUCCUGGUUGCAGACCACAACAGGCAGAGAGUCAUCUAUCUGACGGAGAGAGGAAAGUUUGUAAAAGAACUACUGACAUCCCAGGACCAUAUGUGUUAUCCAUAUGGAAUGUGUACUGAUGAGAAAGGUCGGAUGUAUGUUUGUCAGAGGAAUGGUGUCAUACAGACAUUCUUGUGUGGGAACUAAACAUUGGAUCAAUGAUGGAACGUGCUUCGAGAAAUACUGUUGAGCUGUUGCGUGCGUGCGAGCGUGAGUCAGUCAGUGCGUUCGUGAGUUCGUGCGUGAGUGAGUGCGUGCGUGCGUGAGUGAGUGCUUUCGCCUGCAACAAGGUUUAUACAUAUGUUCAUAUUGUGUUUGCACAGAAUUUACACUACGUCCGCAAUUCUGUAUUGAGAGUAUUUCUUUCUGCUAAGAUAAAGUAUUUUAAAAUACAUAAAUGAUAGUUGGAGACAGAAGGGAGUAUUGGUCCAUAUAAAUGUGCUAGGUGGACAGACACACGGCGUAGGGACGUUUGCGACAGAGAACGAGUUUACUACGCCCGUUCACCUGUGCGGUAUAUAAGCAAUACACAACACAUGGUAGAAUUGGAAUUUAUUCACCUCUUGUUUGAUGUAUAUCUCAGUCUAUGAUUAUCAGCUGCACUUUCUGCGUCUCCACGAUAGACUGACUAAGAUAUGUAAUAACAACACCACGUGCACGACUGUUCGAGAGUCGCAGUGAACUAAAAAACAUUUCAGCAGACGUCCCUAAACAUAUUUUUAUUUUACUUCAGAUAUAUACUAAACAUUUUUAUAAAAUCCCUGACAUCACUACAAUAUUACUAAAAUACUUACAGAGCGGGGGACGGUGGUGUUGCCUAGUAGUUAAAACGGACGCUCGUCUUGCCGAAGGCCCGGGUUUGUUUCCUACAUGGGCACAAUGUGUAAAGCCCACGAUGUUAGCUUGCUGGAAUACUGCUGAAAGCGGCGUAAAGCCUCACUCACUCACUCACUCAGAAUUAGGGGCAGGUGUGUCACAGUUUUCUAAGAUUUGCGAAAUAUCCUAAACUUGUUUUUAUAUGUAACUGACAUUACUGAAUUAUUACUGAACUACCCACAAAGCGAGUAUAUGUGGUAUAUUAAAACCAACAACUCAACGUGUGGCUGUUUGCACCGGGUCUAACAAAUCUGGAAAAUUGGAAAAAAAAAUAAAAAAAUUCUUAUUUGAGAAGGAUGUUACCUUUCCACAUGUUAGAAAUAUUUGUUAUAACGUACAUUGUCAGGAUAAGUAUAGGACUGUGAGAUGCAGUCAGGCAAAGUGCAUGUAAUGUAUUACACAGUAAAAUAUUCAUUUUAUUACAUUUACACCGGGCAUAUAUGGUCGGAGCGUGUAUAUAAAUGCGUAUAUGUACAUACGUAGCAAAUAUCUCUUUUGAAGUAUUUCACUAAUCGAAUUCGCCAUUGUUUCUCAAUCUUUGUAAUCCGGCUUUUUUCUGGCAAUGAACAAGAUCUUUAACCCUUCUUAAGAAUAGAACCAAGUUACGUUUAUUGAUGCAAUACUGGAGAUACAGAUAUAUCUUUUCGCGGAUAAGAUAAUAUUAUUCAAGAAAUUGUAGCCAGUAUUAAUUCCCAGUAGUACUGCAACAUUCGGUGAAGAUAUCAUUGAUAUCAACUAUUCUUUUAAUAAACAAGCCUAGAUCAUUCCAAAACCUUUUCACGUGCUUACAGAAACCAAACAGAUGUUUUCUAUUCUCCGGUUCAUCCUCACAAAAAGUACACACGUUUAUGUAUAUUAUUUUCAUCUUUUGUAUUUCAUUUUAGUUUGGUGAAUAAAUUUUAUUGGAAAUCGA